Carya illinoinensis is the source of this 3298-nucleotide messenger RNA. RefSeq names its product subtilisin-like protease SBT2.6. The transcript has 11 exons. The record is from RefSeq and is a predicted model, not a curated record. Gene Ontology annotation, biological process: proteolysis. Lineage: Eukaryota; Viridiplantae; Streptophyta; Magnoliopsida; Fagales; Juglandaceae. The coding region runs from base 310 to 2769 and encodes 819 amino acids. Gene Ontology annotation, molecular function: serine-type endopeptidase activity.
CGCCUUCAUCACUGCCAAUCAUAAAGCCCAAACUACCACUCUCUCUCUCUCUCUCUCUCUCUCUCUCACACACACACACACACACACUCUCCGAGUCUCUCUUACUCUGAAUCCUAUUCGCUGAGCUUCACUUUGUUCUCCAAAAUGUGGACCGCGCGCUAGAUCUCCGAUCAGUGCAGUAUGAUCAACGCUCUCUGAUCCGUCCAAUCACUUCUCUCCCCGGCAGUGGUGCGAAUGUGAAUCCCUUGCCAAAGCUCAUUCAAGCUUCUUGUACCAGCAGGUUUCGUGAUAAUUUGGUCUACUUAACCAAUGAAUAUGUGCAUAUCGGAACAUUGGUGCGCUGUUUUGGUGCUAUUCAGCGUUUUGAUUAUCGGAAAAGCAGAGAUUUACUUAGUGACAGUUGAAGGAGAGCCUAUAAUAAGUUACAGAGGUGGGGUUGAUGGUUUUGAAGCCACGGCUGUGGAGUCCGAAGAGAAUAUUGACACCACCAGCGAAAUUGUGACAUCCUAUGCUCGUCACCUUGAUUUGAAACAUGAUAUGCUUCUCGGGAUGCUGUUUGAGCAAGGGACCUACAAGAAGCUCUAUAGCUAUCGGCAUCUUAUAAAUGGAUUUGCAGUUCACAUUUCUCCUGAACAGGCAGAGAUCCUAAGACGUGCCCCUGGUGUGAAGUCUGUGGAGAGAGAUUGGAAGGUGAGGAAACUUACCAUACAUACCCCACAGUUUUUGGGGCUUCCAACCGGAGUAUGGCCCACGGGAGGUGGCUUUGAUAGGGCUGGAGAGGAUAUUAUUAUCGGAUUUGUGGACUCGGGGAUCUUUCCGCACCAUCCAAGCUUUGCAACCCGUAAUACUGAACCAUAUGGACCUGUUCCAAAGUACAGAGGAAAAUGCGAGCUUGAUCCCGACACUAAGAGGGACUUCUGUAAUGGGAAGAUUAUUGGAGCCCAACAUUUUGCUCAAGCUGCAAUUGCUGCUGGGCAAUUUAACCCUUCUGUUGAUUUUGCCUCGCCUAUGGAUGGCGAUGGCCAUGGAAGUCACACAGCUGCUAUUGCAGCUGGAAAUAAUGGAGUUCCUGUUAGAAUGCAUGGCCAUGAAUUUGGGAGGGCAAGCGGAAUGGCGCCUCGUGCCAGGAUUGCUGUAUACAAGGCACUAUACAGGAAUUUUGGGGGUUUUGUUGCUGAUGUAGUUGCUGCAAUCGAUCAGGCUGUUUAUGAUGGGGUGGAUAUACUCAGCCUCUCAGUGGGACCAAACAGUCCUCCAGCAAACACGAAGACCACAUUUUUAAAUCCUUUUGAUGCCACGCUUCUAUCAGCUGUGAAAGCUGGUGUAUUUGUUGCACAAGCAGCUGGAAAUGGAGGUCCUUUUCCUAAAACUUUGGUUUCUUACAGCCCAUGGAUAACAUCUGUGGCAGCUGCAAUUGAUGACCGCAGAUACAAAAACCAUCUGAAUCUUGGAAAUGGAAAAAUAUUAGCUGGAAUUGGAUUGUCUCCUGCUACACAUUCUAAUCAAUCAUAUACCUUGGUUGCUGCAAAUGAUGUACUGCUGGAUUCUUCAGUAGUGAAAUACAGCCCCUCAGACUGCCAGAGACCCGAGGUUUUAAACAAGAACUUGGUUCAGGGGAACAUUCUUCUUUGUGGCUACUCCUUUAAUUUUGUUGUUGGUACAGCAUCGAUCAAGAAAGUCUCAGAAACAGCCAAGAUCCUAGGUGCCAUUGGCUUUGUUUUAGCUGUGGAAAAUGUUUCUCCUGGGACAAAAUUUGAUCCUGUUCCUGUUGGCAUUCCGGGGAUUCUUAUCUCAGAUGUUGACAAGUCAAUGGAUCUUGUAGACUAUUAUAACAUCUCUACAUCAAGAGAUUGGACUGGACGAGUGAGAAGCUUCAAAGCGACUGGUAGCAUUGGGGAUGGCUUGAUGCCUACACUUCAUAAAUCAGCGCCUCAGGUGGCAUUAUAUUCUGCUCGAGGUCCCAAUAUAAAAGAUUUCAGCUUCCAAGAUGCAGAUCUUCUCAAACCAGACAUUCUGGCUCCUGGUUCUCUAAUUUGGGCUGCUUGGUCCCCAAACGGAACGGAUGAGCCUAACUAUGCAGGAGAGGGAUUUGCCUUGAUAUCUGGAACUAGCAUGGCUGCGCCACAUAUAGCAGGAAUAGCUGCUCUUGUAAAGCGGAAGCACCCUCAUUGGAGCCCUGCUGCCAUCAAGUCAGCCUUGAUGACAACAUCAACAACGUUGGACAGAGCAGGAAGGCCUCUUCAAGCGCAACAAUCUUCUGAAACAGAAGCUACGAAGUUUGUCACUGCUACACCUUUUGAUUAUGGUAGUGGCCAUGUUAAUCCAAGAGCUGCUUUGGAUCCUGGACUUAUUUUUGAUGCAGGUUAUGGGGAUUACUUGGGGUUCCUGUGCACAACUCCAGGUAUUGAUGCUCACGAGAUAAAGAAAUACACAAGCUCGCCCUGCAACUACACCAUGGGCCAUCCAUGGAACCUCAACACCCCGUCAAUAACAAUAUCCCAUCUUGUGGGGACUCAAACUGUUACUCGCAGAGUCACAAAUGUAGCCGAGGAAGAAACCUAUGUAAUCAGAACCAGAAUGGCUCCAGCCAUUGCCAUUGAAGCCAGUCCUCCAGCAAUGACUCUGUUACCUGGUGCUUCACGAAAAUUCUCUGUGACGCUCACUGUCAGAUCAAUGACUAGAACAUACAGUUUUGGAGAGGUUUUAAUGCAAGGCAGCCGAGGGCACAAGGUGAGGAUCCCAGUGGUAGCUAUGGGAUACAAACGAUAGAUGGGUUGGUGGAUUAUAGAUUGGAUUUGUUAAUCUGAAAACUAUGGGGUAUGGGUGUGAUAUUCUUUGUAAUAUGUGGGAAUAAGAGGCUAGAUGCAUUUUGUUCUGAAAUAUAUAUAUAUAUAUAUAUAUAUAUGAGCUAUAAAGAGAUUCUAUAAAAGUAAAAUCACAAAGUAACUAUGUGAUUUGAUGUGGUAUGUUAGAUUGUAAAUCUAUUUUUAUUUUAAAGUAGAUCUAACGUAUCAUAUAAAAUCAUGUCAGUUUAUAAAUUUACUUUUAUAAAAUUUCUUUGUAGUUUUUGCAAUUCUCAUAUAUUUAUAUAAUAUUGAAUUGCUGUAAAGAUAACUGUUAUAGGGGGGAGACUUGUUGAAGUUUCUUCCACUUACAAGUUUUCCUAAUUUGUUAGUUCGGAUUGUGUUACUAUAUUAUGUUCUUGGGUAGUCAAGUGCUUUGUGCUGAUGAUGUAACCAAGCUCAUCUGAUUUGACUUGUUUAAUAGUAAUGUAAACGUGAGACAAGAUUGAAAUUUA